AAGUCCGGUCAGGCCAGCAAGGCGUCAUGCCCCAACUGCGGUGCCGAGUUCACCAGGACGACAGCACGCAACGGACACCUGCUGCACGACAAGUGCAAGCAGCGCCGCAACACGUAG
This is a messenger RNA of Verticillium dahliae VdLs.17, 117 nucleotides long. RefSeq lists its product as uncharacterized. The transcript has a single exon. NCBI's taxonomy places the organism in Eukaryota, Fungi, Ascomycota, Sordariomycetes, Glomerellales, Plectosphaerellaceae. The record is from RefSeq and is a predicted model, not a curated record. The annotation marks the transcript as partial.